CCUUGGCAUCCGGUCCCAGGAGGGUGAUGCUUGAGGACCCAGACAGGUGAAUCCCAGAGCCCACCUCAGGGAGGUCCUGGCUUCAAUGUCAAGAAAACCAUGAUACAACGCAACUGGAGAUAAGAGGAAACUGGAGUCCACCUUAGAUCCUUCCGCACAGGAAUUUGUACAACCACAGGGAAAGCAACUCAGGCCAGCUUGCAGCUAUCACGAAGGGAUCCCAUAUCCAGCCCGGGAUGAUAUUGUCCCUUGCCUCUCAAGGAGCAUGUCAUCCCUGUUCUUGAGGAGCACCAAAAGCCUGGUGAGAGAGCUGGGCAGGAAGGGUGAGCUGGUGCCGGUAGACAGCCUGAACAGUUCACAGCGCCUGCGCCCCUUCUGCCUGGUGAGGAAGAAGCACAAGCAUUCCCUCUGGCCUUGGGACACACCCCUCAUCCCCACAGACUUCUCCCUGCUGGAUGUGCUGGAGCCUGGCUGCCCUGACCCAGAGGUGAACCACAGCAAGCCCAUCUAUUCCUGGGAGAAGGAGGCAGGGGGAUUGACAGGAGCUGUGAGCGUGAGCGCUGGGCUUCAGAGCCAGGUGACUGGAAGCGGCACGACCACCUGCCUCUCUGCCUUGGCGGUGCAGACACUCUGGGUCUCCCCGUUUACCUGGGAGAUGCUGCUUGAGAAGAGGAAACUGAGGUCGCCUAGGCCCUCGUUCCUCCAGGAACUACAGAGCCGGAAGGAGAGGGAGAGCCUAUAUGUGGUGACCGAGGCUGUGGAGACCCUGCAAGAUACCAUACUUCAGAGCCACGACCAAAUGCGAGGAGCCGGACAGCUGUCCCUCCUACAGCUGGGCCAUGUUCAGGUCCAGGGACAGAGCCAUGUGGACACAGAGAAGAUGGUGAGCAUCCCACAGGGCAGUGUUCUGGCCUACAGGGUUCUGCAGCUAGUGGUGGAAGAAGAUGGCUGGGCCAUCCUUUACUUCCCUGAAAGAACGCUCUGCAGGAACGCCAGAGUAGCUAUAGCCUUCAGCCAGGAAUCAGGAGAAGAGUCUAACUUCUACAGCUUGCGGGACCAAGCAGAUAGCCAGUUGCAGGACCUGGUCACAUUGUCCUCAGAGCGACGGGCCACAUUGCUUGGUGCCCUCCAGGAGCUACUACGGGAUCAGCAGGCACUCCAGGAGCUAGAGGAUACGCUGGAACAGGCUCUGGACACAGGGCCGCUGGCACAGCUGGAGGGCCCUGGAGGCUGUGUCUUAUGCAUCCUCCAAGACUCUACAAGCAACUUGUCAUGCUCGAAAGGCAGGGCUAUCCUCUAUAUUCUUGGAGCCCUAGCAGCACUGAGUGAACCCCAGCAUUGCCUGUUGGCCCAGUCCAUAGAGAGACAAAUCCUAUCUGAGGAACUGGAGCUGGCACAAGAACUUUGUAAAAUUAUAUGUGACAUGCUUACAAGAGUGCUGUUAUUGUAUGGUGGCAAGGUGAGACCACAGGGAGAAGUAGCUCUUCAGGGUAACACAGGACAAGCUGUCCUGCCUUGCGUUUCCUGCAUUGGCCUCCUUUGUUCCAUCUGUCACAUGACAAAACAGAACAAGCUGCUCAGGUUCCAGCCCAUUGUACCAAUGACUAUACAAUGUCAGAGCAUGGGAUCGAGUCAGUUGAAUAAAUAAGACCAGGCUCUUCCCAGUCUUCCUUGUUAA
Rattus rattus (black rat) is the source of this 1678-nucleotide messenger RNA. RefSeq names its product gasdermin-D-like. The record is from RefSeq and is a predicted model, not a curated record. The transcript is spliced from 12 exons. Gene Ontology annotation, biological process: defense response to bacterium; pyroptotic inflammatory response. Bases 266 to 1648 code for a protein of 460 amino acids. NCBI's taxonomy places the organism in Eukaryota, Metazoa, Chordata, Mammalia, Rodentia, Muridae. Gene Ontology annotation, molecular function: phosphatidylserine binding; phosphatidylinositol-4-phosphate binding; phosphatidylinositol-4,5-bisphosphate binding.